CCGUUCCGUUUGUCGAUGAUGUCAAAUCUGUCAGUUUGCAACUAUCAGAGUUCAGUUACAAAUAGUAAACAAUUAAAUCGUGAAAACAAUCCAUAAACUUACAGUAUUGUGAAUAAAAAGACUAGUUUACUUACUUAAAACGUGUGUGUAAUUAUGAUUUCAUACUCAGAAGGGAUUAUUUGAGCGGUUUUGCGUGUGUGGUGAGGCUUUCUUGCAAACGAAUAGAAAUUCCAAUAUGCAACCACGACUUUUCAGUUGGCAGAGUGAGGUCUAAGGGAGGAAUCAAACAUACUUCCAAAAAUGCACCGGAGUCUUCGCAUAGGCAGCGGGCCUUUGGACGGCAACUCCUUGUCCGCUCUAAGGUCCGGUCCCUACGAGGGCAAAAUCGCCGGUCUCUACGACCUGGAGGAGACGCUCGGCAGAGGCCACUUCGCCGUCGUGAAACUCGCCAGACACGUCUUCACCGGCGAGAAAGUCGCCGUCAAAGUCAUCGACAAAAGCAAGCUGGACGAAGUCUCCAAAGCCCACCUCUUCCAAGAAGUGCGCUGCAUGAAGCUAGUGCAACACCCGAACGUCGUACGUCUGUACGAAGUCAUCGACACAGCCACCAAACUCUACCUGAUCCUAGAACUGGGAGAUGGUGGCGAUUUGUACGACUAUAUCAUGCGACAUGACACCGGUUUAUCGGAACAACUGGCCAAAGAGUAUUUCAGACAAAUCGUCCGCGCGAUUUCGUACUGCCAUCAGUUGCACGUCGUCCAUCGCGACCUUAAACCGGAAAACGUGGUGUUUUUCGAAAAGUUAGGAGUGGUGAAGUUGACUGAUUUUGGGUUCAGUAAUAAAUUUUGUCCGGGACAAAAACUAGAAACUUCCUGUGGUAGUUUAGCGUAUUCUGCGCCCGAAAUUUUGUUGGGCGACUCUUAUGAUGCUCCAGCUGUUGAUAUUUGGUCGUUGGGUGUGAUUUUGUACAUGUUAGUGUGUGGACAAGCGCCGUUUCAAGAAGCCAACGAUUCGGAAACUUUAACCAUGAUCAUGGACUGUAAAUAUAGUGUUCCUCCGCAUGUUUCAAAAGACUGUCAAGAUUUAAUCGCUCGAAUGUUAGUUAGAAAUCCGGAAAAGAGGGCAACACUUGCGGAAAUAGCCGGUCAUAAGUGGUUAAAGGUCGACAAACAGGACAAUCCACCGAUUGAUACUCUACCUUUAGUUUCACGAGAGCAGUUAAGUGAGGAAGAUCACAAUGUGAUUGUUCAAAAAAUUGUGAAUGGAAAUAUCGCUACCAAAGAGGAAAUCCAAGAAUGUCUUGAUAAAAAUGAAUACAAUCAUAUUACCGCUACGUAUUAUUUGUUAGCUGAAAGAAAAUUGAGAGCAAAGCGACAAGAUCAAGCAAAUAAGAAUAAAAGGCCGGAACAUUUGGCUGUACCACAUAACUCACCGGCUCCCAAGAGGGAUAAUAAUGGCACUGGACCUACUCCUUGUCUGCUGUCUGUACCCAGGACGCCAGGAGAUGUACCACAAAGAUCUCGCAAAUGCAGCAUCGUACAGGAAGACGAAGAAGAAGAGGAUAUUUCCAGCUGCUCCGGCCGUGAAGAACUAGUCCCACCUCUCAACCGUCGCGGCUCCCGCUCCGAAGGCCGCCUUAACUUAGCCCUCCAAGAACGCCUCGCUGAAUCGGAACGCCUCAAACCCAUCACCGACAAACUCGAAGCCAUUGACGGCAACAAAAAACCCAAAGUCCAGCCCUUGCGCCCCGCCAAGGACGAACCUCCCGCCAAAUGGCGCAUGGGCAAAAGCUCCAGUCUAGUCGAAUCCCCAGUCCAGGCAAAAAUAAUCAAAGACAUGGUCCCCAAACCCGACACCACCACCACCACCAUCAUCACCGACUCCUCCACAAUCUCCAUUCCCAUAAUAACGACAAACUCCCCACUAUCAUGUCAGGCAAUCCCCAAAUAUAAAACCAUGCCAUCGCCCACUAGAGCACUAAGCGGCGGCUCACCACUUCAACUCAACGAGAUUUUCGAAGAGGGUGAUGGGCAGGAGACCCCACGGCCUACGUCCAGACAGUUUGUAAGUCGGAACCAAAACCGGACUUCAUACGAACAAAGACGGUCCAAGUUUCACAAAGCGAGAACUGCGUCUUGUAGUUCGUCGGAUGCGAGUGAUGACGAUAGUGAAAAGCGGAAGAAAAGGGCGCAUAAGUUGAAUAAUGCGAGUGCUAAGCCCUUUCAAGGGCGGAGGGACAGUCAUGAUGAUAGUAGUGAUUCGCAGGAGCCAGGGACUGGGGCUGGAACCGGUGGGAAUAAUAACAGGAUUACUACAACGGUGCAAAAUAAUACAACCAAUACGCAACAUUCGCAUAAGAAUGGGAGUACGGGGGGUGGUACCACAGGGGGGAGGAAAAAUACAGGGAGUAAUAAUAUUGUGUUGGGAAGGAGGCAUAAGGCUGGGAGGAGGAGGAAUGGGGAAACGAGGCUCAGGGAAAGUCAGUCUUUGAAUCGCAUCACAGAGGUGCAAGAAGACGGCGCUCAUGCCCUAGUUAUCGCCACAAGCGUCGUAGGAACCCAAGGCGUGAUGAACCCCAAAGUCAAGGGAAUAGGCGCCCGAAUCCUCCAAGGUUUCAACAACAUGUCGAUGAAGAAAAACCAGGACGAGAAAGUGACACACAUAUCGCGCAAAGAUACCGUCAAAAGCGCCGACUUCGACGGAAUCGAAAUCGAGGAAGAGAGUUGCAACAAGAUUGUGAGCGACAGAUCGGGUUUGAAAAAAAUGCGCCUGUUGGGCAAGUACUUCCAAGUCCACAAAAAAUUGUGUAUCCCUCUUCCGGGGCUCUUUAGCCGGAACAGGCUGUACAAAGCGCAGUCUUGCAGCUCGUUGUCGCGCGACAAAAUCACCCUAAACCCCGAAACUGUGAUUCGUUGCAGGCAGCGGGCCGUGAGUGUGAUAAGGAACAGUGACGGUGAUAUCAACCAAAACGACAAACCUCGGAGGAAGUCGUCGACGGUCGUGCAGUUGAAUAAUGUAUGUACCGAAUUGACGGGGAUCUGUGCCGUGCAUCUUGGACAGGCAUCGAAAUGCUGCAGUUUCUGUUGACAGUGAGUAUAUUUCAACCAAAGUUAAGCGUAGUCGAAUCAAUUAUAGCAAUCUCUUUAUUAAGCUCAAAAUCUAAUUGUCAUUCUUUUUAAGAGUCUAACUUGGCCAAAGUGUAGGAUAAUAUGUCGUACUUUCCAUUGACAUUCUUGUUUUUUCAAAUGUUUGGAUGUUGCUAACUUUUGCGUUUCAACAACACUUUUAGAUGUCAAUCAAAAAAUUGGAAUUAAAUCAAACCAAUGCAGGUGUUUUGUGGAUUUUAAUGUUAGUAGAGGUAUAUUUUUUCGUAAGGUUUUUUUUAAGAUUUAGUCUGUGCAAUCCGCUGGUCGGGUCCAUUGUCUAAUGUUAAACAUUUACUUUUUACUUAAUUUAUUUUUGCAUGCUGUACGUAAUGGGUGUUUUUCAUACUCAAGUCUUCCAGACUAAGUAUUUUUAGUUUGUAAAAUGGGUUCAGUUUAAGAAGAAUUUGCGCAUACGUACUACUCGAUUUUUUAAUUAUCACAAAAAAAGAAAGACGAUAUUUUAAAAUCAAAUACAAAUAUAAAAUAUUCAGUUACUGUUUCCCUGUUAUUUUUUAAUUAUUGAGCUGCCAUUUAAUGCGAGCUACAUAUGCUACUUUUUCUACGACACGACCGGUCAUAAUACAAAACCACAAUUUUUUUCAACCUACAAAUUUAUCGUAAUGAUAAAUCUGAGUAAAUUUGAAUUUGAAUAAAUAUGAAUAAAAAUGAAUUUGUCCGGAUCUGUCCCAAUGUAGGGCACAUUUUGGUCAUGGAUGGAAGGAGGCAAGAACGGGUAAGCAAAUUAAAAAAAAAUAAUGAUUUGUACGAAAAAACAAAAAUAUUGAAUAAUUACCUAAUCUUUUUUUUUUAAAUUACGUCAGACUUUAAAAAGGUUAAUGACGACGAUCCAGUCAUUUUGGAAGGUUUAGGUAACUUUGCAACAACUUCAUUUUAAAGGCCUUUAGAAAUGCUGUCUUUUUCAGGAAAAUGAAAAAUUUUUCAGGAAAAUUUUUUCCCCAUUCUGAUAGAAAUUACAAAAUCGUGUGCAGUUAUUUGUCACAGAUUAUAAUGUAUGGAAUUAAACCAACUUUAAUAUGUGUUAAGAUAUACAUGCAAAUAAUAACAAAAGGCCAUAAUUACAAAAGUCCGGAUAACUAAUAUUUUCGACCCAAUUCGCUCAAUUUUUUGCCUAUCUUCGAUCAAAUAUUUGAUUUUCUGGAUGAAUACAAUGCCACAGAAUUCACUGAAGCAAGUUAUUUUGCUCUACGACUUUUAAUUUUGAGGUAACUAAUCCCGCGCAUCCACCAUUUUUGAAAUCAUAAUAAGUUUUAAAAAUAAUUUCUCAAGUAGCUAAUAUUGUAAAAUUGUAGAUAAAAUACGUUAAAUGAGCCGCAAAAAGAACUGAAAGAAAUUGUUUUGCUCUACAACUUUAAGUUGGAGUUACAAAAAAAAAUUACCCGGCGCAUCCACCAUUUUUCAACUUGAGCUAAGUUUUUAAAUAAGUUGUCAACUAAGUUAGGAUUGUAACACAGCUGAUAUUACGCGUGAAAGAAGUCGCCGAAUUCACUGAAAUUUCUACAGCUUUUAGUUUUCGAGUUAAGAAUUUUAACUAAACCCGGCGAUUCCACCAUUUUUCAAGUUAAAAUAAAUGUUUUUUUAAUAUGCUCUUAAUAAGCUAGUAUUGUAAAAUAGUUGAUACAAAACGUGAAAUGAGCCGCAGAAUUCACUGAAACGAAUUGCUUUGCUUUACGACUUCUAGUUUUUUAGUUAUGAUUUUUUUUAGUAGCCGGAUUGUUGGCCAGAGCAGCUCCGGGUUUUUAUGUGAGAAAAUAUAUAAUUUCAAGUUUGAUCAAAUUUAUUAGAUUAUUUCAUAAUUUUUGCUUUAUCUAAUUUUCCCAAAAUAAUUAUGAGUGGUUGAAAAACGUGACAUUUCGAUCCGAAGUGCAUAAUUUUUGAAUUACGUUUCUGGUUGAAAAAUAUGCUAACAAAACGGCACAAAAACACUGUUUCUACCUCAAAAACGGUCUUAGAUGCUCAAAAAAUGCAAGAUUUUUUUCACGGUUGAAAACGGUAAAAAUACAUUAUGUCACAAUGUUUUAAAAAUGCCGACCUUUAUACCAUUAUUUCUUUAUACCUUUCAAAAUGUUUCCUGGAACCACGAUUUUUACACAAACUAAGGUAUUUAUUACAAUUAACUCACGUGGAAUCACUUGUUUUUAUUUAAUAUACUUUUCUUAAUACUCACAAAAAGUCUCAAAGAUUUGAGAUUUUAUUGGUAGCACUGAAAGUAAAGCUGUUUAUCCAGUUAUGUUUUGAAUAUGCGCGAAUUCUUCUUAAUCUAGAGCCAGAUUGUAUUUCCCAUGUAACCAGUUUUCUUAUAUUUAUAUUUAAUGAAAUUGUUGAAAGUUUUUCAGAUUUCAGAUAUUAAACGAAUAAGACUGAUUUAAACUAAUAUUAAUGAACCAAAUUGCAUUUUGACUAAUUUUAUUGAAUAUAAAUAUUACGCCAGGUGUAUGUACUCUACAAUAAAGAAUAAAAAUUGUGUAUAAACGUAUUUUUCAUUUUUAUUAUAUUAUAAGGACAACGUAGUCUACAGAUGCAAGCAGAGUUUAUCUAGGAAUUAGUAAAUGUGCAAUAGUUGCAUUGUUUUCAAUGUUAUCGAAAAAUGUUUAAUUGUGUGAUUCUAGAUAUUUUAAUUUAGGAACAAGUCCGAUCUGAUCCUUGGAACAAGUACUAUUUUAACAGAAAAAUAAACGUUAAGACAGUACUUUGACAGUAUGUGCUGUGCACAGACCUCUCACUGUACCUAGUUACUCAGCCCUUAAUGCUAAUUUAUUAUUUUUUGAAAUGUAACAUCUAACACUUUUGUGUGCCUUUAUUUUGGUAGAUGCUAUUUAUUGAUGUCAAGCUGGUCUUGUCGUUAGUAAUAGUUGUCUCUUUGUAUGCAUCUGUGUGUGCACCCAAUGAAUAAAUAUUUAACAAACA
This is a messenger RNA of Tribolium castaneum (red flour beetle), 6071 nucleotides long. RefSeq names its product SNF related kinase (gene Snrk). The record is from RefSeq and is a predicted model, not a curated record. Gene Ontology annotation, biological process: protein phosphorylation; intracellular signal transduction. Gene Ontology annotation, cellular component: cytoplasm. The transcript is spliced from 7 exons. NCBI's taxonomy places the organism in Eukaryota, Metazoa, Arthropoda, Insecta, Coleoptera, Tenebrionidae. Gene Ontology annotation, molecular function: ATP binding; protein serine/threonine kinase activity. The coding region runs from base 301 to 3087 and encodes 928 amino acids.